Molecule: messenger RNA, 1387 nt
Organism: Suncus etruscus (white-toothed pygmy shrew)
Lineage: Eukaryota; Metazoa; Chordata; Mammalia; Eulipotyphla; Soricidae
Gene: OCIAD1
Product: OCIA domain containing 1
Exons: 9
Coding region: 177-920 (247 amino acids)
Cellular component (GO): endosome
Source: RefSeq, a predicted model, not a curated record
CUUGAGUCCGCCGCUGGGUGACUUCUAGGCGGCUUGGUCGCGCGGCCCGCACUCCGGCCCCAUCUGCGCUGUGGCUGUCGCGGGCGGUUGGGCCUCAUCCAUCUCGGGCUCCUCCUCGGCGCCCCGAUUCCCGGGCUCACGGUGCCAUCCCCGGCCUCGGUCCUUUGGAAGGAAAGAUGAAUGGGAGAGCUGACUUUCGUGAGCCGAAUACAGAAGUUCCAAGACCAAUUCCCCACAUAGGGACUGAUUACAUCCCAACAGAAGAAGAAAGAAAACUCUUCGCAGAAUGCAUUAAUGAAAGCUUCUGGUUCAGGUCUGUUCCAUUGGCUGCAACAAGUAUGUUAAUUACUCAAGGAUUAAUUAGUAAAGGAAUACUUUCAAGUCAUCCCAAGUAUGGUUCUAUCCCUAAACUUAUAUUUGCUUGUAUCAUGGGAUACUUUGCUGGAAAACUUUCUUAUGUGAAAACUUGCCAAGAGAAAUUCAAGAAUCUUGAGAAUUCCCCUCUUGGAGAAGCCUUACGAUCCGGACAGUCACGUCGAUCAUUACCACCUGGGCACUAUUCUCAGAGGUCAAAAUAUGAUUCAAGUAUGAGUGGUCACUCUUCCUUUGGGUCAUCCCCAGCAGCGGACAACAUAGAGCAGGAGAUGCUCCCUCGUUAUGAACCAAUUCCAUUUAGUGCUUCUAUGAAUGAAUCUACUCCCACUGGUAUUAGUGAUCAUAUUGCCCAAGGACCUGAUCCCAUCCCUGAAGAAAGUCCCAAAAGAAAAAAUAUUACAUAUGAGGAAUUAAGGAAUAAGAACAGAGAGUCAUAUGAAGUAACUUUAACCCAUAAGACUGACCCCUCAGUCAGGCCUAUGCAGGAAAGAAUGCCCAAAAAAGAAGUCAAAGUAAACAAAUACGGAGAUACUUGGGAUGAGUGAAAAAUUGCAUCAUUGGAUCUACUACUGAAGGUGUUUCACUGUCCAGCUUCAUCUAGGUGGUCAUGAAUAUGAAUAUCUGCAUGCUUUGAACUCAGCAGCAGUCUUCAUAAACACAUUCAAAACGAAAACCUGGGUUUUGUGGUUUGGCUAUAAUGCUUCAAAAAACACAUUUUCAAUAUUAAUAUUGUAUAAAUGUGCUCACUUUGAGAAACUUCCUGAAUGAUAGUAUUAUACCAUGAUAGUAUACAAUUUGUUAAAUUGUUGAAAUUACUGGGCAAAGAUCUCUUAUAAAACAAUAGGCUAGAUUAUAAUGUUCUAGAGUCAGCAUAUAUUUGCAUGUUGAAUUAGGGUAGUAUGGGUGGGGAGUUUAAGCAUACUUUUCAAGUAUUAAGCUUUAAAAAUAAUGUCUUUCUCCAGUGUUUACUGUAUUCUCAAUGUUUAUGGUAAAUAAAAUAUAAAGAAAUAUG